Molecule: messenger RNA, 4045 nt
Organism: Hevea brasiliensis (rubber tree)
Lineage: Eukaryota; Viridiplantae; Streptophyta; Magnoliopsida; Malpighiales; Euphorbiaceae
Exons: 5
Coding region: 412-3810 (1132 amino acids)
Cellular component (GO): intracellular membrane-bounded organelle
Molecular function (GO): phosphatidylinositol phosphate binding
Source: RefSeq, a predicted model, not a curated record
UUUUUUUAAAAAAAGGAAGAGAGAGAAAAGCACGCAACAACCAUUCCUUUGUCCAUCAAUGGUUGCCAAAGCCAAUUGCCAGACCAAAACCAAACAAAUCGCUCAACUGUUUCAGAGUAAAAAGGCUAAACACCACCACUAGCAAUCACCCUUUUUCCAUUUUCGAAUUUCUCACCACACUUGCUCACUUCUUUCAAGCUUCAAUUCAAGCACCAAGGACCGAUCGCCUCUCCUACACUCCCUGCAACUCCAAACUUCGUUUCCCUUACUUAUUCAAUCCGAUUCUCACUGCAAUAUUUAUCAGGUGAGUUGCUAUACCGAUUGAUUUUGUGAUUCUGAGUUUGUUCAAAGUUUCUUUCUUUAAUUCGCUUUCAUAGAUUUUGCCAAAAUUUCGACAAUAACAAGAACCAGAUGAUCGAUGGAGAGGGACCUCGCGACGACGUCUCCGGGCCUGCCUCUCCUGAUCCGUUCGAGUCGUUCCUGCCGAAGUUGUCCGGCGGCGGCGAUGUAUCCCCUGAAUCGCUGUCGCGAUACUCCUCAUGCGGAGGAGAGUCGGAGUUCGAGCGGUAUUGUAGUGCGAACUCUGUCAUGGGCACGCCUAGUUUUUGUAGCUCGUUUGGACCUCUUAACGAUUCUAUAGAGUCUGAGUUCGGGUCCUUGAGGAGUUUGGAUGGUGGUUUGGAAAAUUUUAGUUUGGGAGGGAGGUUUGAUAGGAAUUUGGAGGAGCGGAAGCUUUCUGGUUCCGGUUUUGAUCUUUUGAAAGGGAGUGUGAAAGAGGGGAUCGCAAACAAUGGAAUUAGUGAAUUGGAAUUGUAUUGUGCCGAAGGGAAUUGUGGGGAAAGUUGUGGAAUCGAUAAUGACUUGGAUAGUAGGCAAGAAUUUGUUAAUGGGAGAACCAGUGAGAGGGGCUCCAUUGGUGGUAGAGUUGGAGAUGAAUUGAAUUUUGCGUCAGAUGUUGGAGAAGGGUCUUUGGGUCUAGCUAUUAGUGAAGGGAAUGAUGGUCGCUUCUGCAGGUUGGAUUCAGACUUGGGUUUGGAGUUUGAUGGAAGGGAGGAGGGGGGGGAGGAAGAUGAGAUCUCAUCUCGAUAUGAACAUUCUGAAGACGAUUCAAUGUAUGGCUGUGGUUCAGAUGAUGAAAAUAGGAAGAAUUUGUAUACUCAGAGCAGCAUACAAUAUAGCAAGAAUGAAAAUGUUGAGAAUGAGAAUCCGCUGCUUAUCAAUUCAUCAGUAGCAUUUGGUUCAGAGGAUUGGGAUGAUUUUGAGCAAGAAACAGGGGGAGGCAAUCUCACAUCUCUGACUUUGGAUAACUUUCAGGAGCAGAAAAAACAGGAUUUUGUAACUGAAAGAAACCUUUUUAAUUCCAAGUCCACAGCCUCAAUAUGUGUACCAGUUAUUGGUCUUACUGAGAGAGGGAAAGAUGUGAGUACGGAAUCUUCUAGCAUCAAACAGGUUGAAGAAAAUGAAUUAAUAGAAGAUUUCAAUACUUUUUCUGCAGUACCUAUUGGUUCUCAGAAUUGUGGCCAGAUGCAGGCGGAAGAAGCAAGAGACAUUCCUGUGUCUAUUGGUUCUCAGAAUUGUGGACUGAUGCAGGCAGAAGAAGCAAGAGACAUUCCUGUCUCUAUUUGUAAGGUCCAAGGAACUUGUGAAUUAGCCAAAGAUUACACAAGUACCUCAAUUGCAACAUCUCAUUUACCAAGUUCUUGCAAGUUACAGGAAGAAAAUGUAAGAGGCAUUUCUGAUACCUUCAAACUAGUCCAAGGUGCUAAUGAUACAACAAAUCUUUUUAAGAGUGGCAUCUUUGAUGUGAAGCAGGAUCCUUUUGUAGAAAAAAAUCCCAGAGAGUUAGGAUCAAAUAUCACAGAUUGCAGCAUGCAAGGGAAGUGUCUGUGCUUGAAAUCUGAGAUCAUUCGUGUUGAUGACAGCAAAGUUUUAGAUAAUCAAGAGAUUGGGAAUUUAAAUGUGAAAGUGGAUCCCCUUUCUGAUGCAACUAAUCAACUUUAUUCCCAUCCAACUGAACAUUUUGAAAAUGAAAGUGUGAAAUUCAUUGAAGACCAUAAACUAAAUUCAACACCAUUGUUGCUUGAGACUAACAGGGGUGAAACAUUGAAUAACUCUUCUGUAGAUCUUUUUGAAGAUGAUCCUGCACCAGUUAAGGCAGACAAAGUUGAGCUUAAUGAAAUUUAUGAUGAAAUUGUCAAUGAAAUGGAAGAAAUUUUACUUGACUCUAGUGAGUCUCCAGGGGCUAGGUUCCCUCAGCGCAAUCGCAUGUCACAAUCACAGCUAUCUUUGCCUCUAAGGGACGGUGGGUUGACUGCUUCCACUUCAGGUCCAGAUGAUUCCUUCCCACUAAUCACCCAGCCACUGAGAAUUGAUGGGAUUGAAGUUGUUGGUGCCAAGCAGAAGAAAGGAGAUGUCUCUCUUAGUGAAAGAUUGGUUGGGGUGAAAGGAUAUACUGUAUAUAGAAUAAGAGUGUGGAGUGGCCAGGAUCAGUGGGAGGUUGAACGCAGAUAUCGCGAUUUCUUCACACUCUAUCGUCGGCUGAAAUCAUUAUUCACUGACCAGGGCUGGACACUUCCUCUUCCCUGGUCCUCUGUGGAAAAGGAAUCUAGAAAAAUAUUUGGGAAUGCAUCUCCAGAUGUUGUUUCUGAGAGAAGUGUACUGAUUCAAGAGUGCUUGCAUUCAAUUAUUCAUUCUGGUUAUUUUUCCAGUCCCCCAAGUGCAUUGUUUUGGUUUUUGAGUCCUCAAGAUCCAGUUCCUAGUUCCCCUACAUCACAAAAACCAGUGCCUUGGUCUACAUUCUCUAACAGAGAAGCAGAACCAGGGAACAUCUCCACUUUAGGGAAGACAAUAUCACUUAUUGUUGAAAUUAAGCCAUACAAAUCUAUGAAACAAUUGCUAGAAGCCCAACAUUAUACUUGUGCUGGAUGCCACAAACAUUUUGAUGAUGGAAUGACACUAGUGCGAGACUUUGUGCAAGCACUUGGAUGGGGAAAGCCUCAAAUUUGUGAAUACACUGGUCAAUUGUUUUGUUCUUCAUGCCAUACAAAUGAAACUGCAGUUUUGCCAGCAAGAGUUCUACAUUAUUGGGAUUUUACUCAAUAUCCAGUCUCUCAAUUGGCUAAGUCAUACUUGGAUUCCAUACAUGAGCAGCCCAUGCUUUGUGUGAGUGCAGUUAAUCCUUUCCUAUUCUCAAAGGUCCCAGCCCUGCACCAUAUUAUGGGUGUGAGGAAAAAAAUAGGAACUAUGCUUCCAUAUGUUCGCUGCCCAUUCCGCAGGACCAUCAACAGAGGACUUGGAUCUCGUAGAUAUCUUCUUGAAAGCAAUGAUUUUUUCGCGCUUAGAGACCUCAUUGAUCUCUCAAAAGGGGCUUUUGCAGCAUUACCCGUGAUGGUGGAGACUGUCUCAAGAAAAAUUUUGGAGCAUAUAACGGACCGCUGCCUCAUCUGCUGUGAUGUGGGAGUUCCCUGCAGUGCCCGACAAGCUUGUGAUAAUCCAUCUUCACUCAUUUUCCCUUUUCAGGAAGAUGAGAUUGAAAGGUGUACAUCUUGCGAGUCUGUAUUCCAUAAGACUUGCUUCGGAAGGCUCACAAACUGCUCUUGUGGAGUACUUACUGGAGAGGAGAAGACCAUGGGGGCCACUAAUAAGCUGAGCCGUAAGGCUAGUGAUUUGUUGGGAAGGAAAUCGGGCUCUGUUUUGCCUAUGGGAUUGCUUUCUGGACUAUUUUCAAGGGCAAAGCCAGAAAUGAUGAAGGAUUACCAGGACAGUGACACUGUUAUUUUAAUGGGUUCUUUACCGAGCACUUCUCUUUGAUCACCUUUAAUUGUAAUGUACCAUUUAUAUAUUGUCUUGCUAAAGUUGGAGUUCAUUUGUAUUACCUUUAGGUGUUUGCUGAAAAACCGAAAGUUGCGUACAUCAUUGUAACAAAAAUGUUGAAGCUAGGCGCUUUUUUUUUUUUUUCCCCGGUCUUCAAUUUUUGAGUGAGUUGAAUUCUGGGUGCAUUCUUUGUAAAUUAUGAUUUUAUAAAUAUUAUUGUUUUUCCCCCUCA